Molecule: messenger RNA, 972 nt
Organism: Eupeodes corollae
Lineage: Eukaryota; Metazoa; Arthropoda; Insecta; Diptera; Syrphidae
Exons: 1
Coding region: 1-972 (323 amino acids)
Biological process (GO): DNA integration
Molecular function (GO): nucleic acid binding
Source: RefSeq, a predicted model, not a curated record
AUGGUUUCGGCACCACCACCACCCGAGCCAUUGAAGCGCAAAGAGCUUCCUUCUGAACCAUGGUCUCACCUAGCCAUUGAUUUCAUGGGCCCGCUACCUUCAAGUCAUUACCUCCUUGUUGUUGUCGACUAUUUUAGUCGGUUUAUUGAGGUGGAAAUUAUGACAAAGAUUACAACACUCGAAACAAUCAAAAGACUUAGAGUUAUUUUCGCACGUUUUGGUCGACCUAAUUUCAUAACAGCUGACAAUGGAACGCAAUUCAUCAGCACUGAGUUCAAAGAACAUUGCAAUGAAAAUAAUAUACAAGUAAUUCACUCUACACCAUUUUGGCCACAGCAGAACGGGGAAGUGGAGCGCCAAAAUCGAUCUAUUUUAAAGCGCCUUAAAAUAAGUCAGAAUUUACAUCACGAUUGGCAAAAAGAGUUGCAGGACUAUUUGUUAAUGUAUCGUUCUACGCCACACUCUACCACAUUAAAAUCACCGUCGGAGUUAAUGUUUGGCAGAACAAUUAGAGACAAAUUACCACAAAUAAAUCAGCCUUUUGUAUAUGACGAAGAAUUACAUGAUCGUGACAAAACAAAGAAAGACCAUGAGAAACUUUAUGCGGAUGAAAAACGUGGUGCUAAAGAUAAUAUGAUAGCAGUCGGAGAUUUAGUGUGGUUAAAGAAUUUGGUCAAUACAAACAAGCUGUCAGUAACGUUCGAACCAACUGAUUUCAAAGUAAUUGAACGCAGUGGUUCAGAGAUUGUCGUGGAAAAUCUUGAAACAGGAGUACGUUAUCGACGAAAUGUUUCGCACGUCAUACGUGUGCCAGUACAAAAUGAAGAGGAAAAUGAUGAAGGACUGAAACAAAGCACAGAUCAAAUGGACUUAAGCUACCAGGGACCAACAACCAGCAAGAGAGCAAACUCGGAUGACUUACCGCCUCGCAAGAGAAGAGCACCAGCCAAACUCCAGGAUUAUACCCAGUAA